GUGUGAGCUCGAGCGUUUCGCUGAGCCGAGCUGAACCGGACCGAGCCGAGACAGCUGGACUGUAGAGACGGGGAGGGAAAAGGAGGAGGAGGAGAAGAAGAAGAAGUGACUGAGCUCGCAUAAGAAGAGUUGAUUCAAAGCAUUUAAAGCCUUGAAAUCUAUUUUAUUUAUGUUGAUGUUUCAGCUGGCUGCUGAAGACUCCGAUUCAUUUGUUUCUUUUUAUUUUUUUUUGCAUGUGAGGUUUUUUUUUUUAAUUUUAUUUUAUUGCAUUUGUUUGCACGAGAGUGGACCUGUUAACACUUGCGAUCAGAAGUGCAAUCUGCAAACAGGAGAAACUCAAAGAGAAGAGGGCAUGGAGAAAUCGAACCGAAACAUCCUGUGCCUGUUUGACGUGGACGGCACCCUGACACCACCCAGAGAGAAAAUUGAUCCCCAGCUGGACGAGUUCUUCCAGGCUCUGAGGAGGAAAGUGAAGAUUGGCAUUGUGGGAGGGUCGGACUACUCCAAGAUAGCAGAGCAGCUCGGGGAGGGAGAUGAUGUGAUACACAAAUUUGACUAUGUGUUUGCUGAGAACGGGACAGUGCAAUACAAGGAUGGGAAACUCGUUUCAAAACAUGCUAUUCAGAACCAGAUUGGGGAGGAGCUUCUGCAGGACCUGAUCAACUUCUGCCUCAGCUACAUGGGGCUCAUCAAGCUGCCAAAGAAGAGGGGGACGUUCAUUGAGUUCAGGAAUGGAAUGCUCAACAUUUCUCCUAUUGGUCGGAGCUGCACACCUGAGGAGCGAAUCGAAUUCUCUGAAAUCGACAAGAGAGAGAAGAUCAGGGAGAAAUUUGUUGCUGCCCUGAAAGAGGAGUUUGCUGGAAAGGGACUACGGUUUACUAAAGGUGGUCUCAUCAGCUUUGACAUUUUUCCAGAGGGCUGGGACAAGAGACUGUGUCUAGAGCUGCUGGAGAGCGAAGGCCUGGACACCAUCUACUUCUUUGGCAACGAGACCUCAGAUGGAGGGAACGACUAUGAAAUUUUCAACGACCCACGGACCAUUGGCUUCACAGUCUACUGUCCGGAGGACACGGCCAGACUCUGUCGGGAGCUUUUCUUUGAUGCUCCACCGCACGAGUUCUGAUGUACUGAACUACCCCCCACCCUGUCUCCCAGUCCCCUUUACCCACAAGACCCUCUGAACUCCUGCCUGUGGGUCUCUCCUGGUACAACACCCAGGCUUUUUUAUGAACUGCUAAAAGGUACCACUACUGAUUUUCUCCAUGUUGUUAGUGGGUUGAUUUGAUUAGAUUUGUUCAAUAACUCAAUCCCACUAUUUUUUUUAAAGGGACAGUGACUAAGUGUUAAAUGUUGAUGUGUGUUCAAGUGAGAUAAUGUAAUACUGUGCCAGAAGGUGUGUUUGACUGUCGAGUCACACCACUGCGAUGUGUAGCAUAUAACCUAAAGUUAACCAAAAUGCUUAAAGAGAUUACGAAACGAAAGUUAAUACUCCAGAUUACUUUAUAUCUAUAUGUAUCUAUAGAAUGACAUUUUGCACUAAUGUUGGGAUAAUUUUAUACCAGUAUUUGAUUUAGUCUUGUUAAAUACUGCUGAAGGAGGCGGUAAGAAUGUGACAGAGUGAUAUUAAAACAGGUGACUUUUACUUGUAGGUUUCUGAGUCCAUUCUGAAAAUGAAAUAUAAAUGAAGCAUUAAACAAGAUGUGGACCUUUCCGCCUGUAAGGUGGAGGCUAUAUGAAUCAUUCCAGGUAUUUUAAAUGUCUCCACAGCGCUCUGAACUGGAUGUAAUUUAUUGAUGGUUUAUUGUGUGAUCCCCUCAAUUGAAAAAAAAAGGAUUUUAACCUUACGAAGCUGCUGGAAAUGAAAGAAGAUUGCUAGUGUCACUCGUUUUGAUUCUCUAUGUUCUUUAAAGUGAGGAUUUAUCAGAUAUUUAAACCUGAGCGUCACUGACUCAAUGAAUUCACUUUAACCAGUGAAUUAAGCUACUGUGACCAAGUCACUCUAUAAACCUUUGUCAUGCAGCAUCACAAGUUUUUAUGUAAAAUAUUUUUACAAGCUUUAUCAUGACCUGCACACUGUAUACUUGGUGACUAGAUGUAUUGAUGCUUAUUGCUUGAUUCCUUGUUUCAAACAGUGUUUCUGUUUUCAACAGAAAAAAGUUUUUUUUUUAAGGUUUGCUCGAAGGGUUUUAAAAAUGUGAAAACUACUUGUUUAAUUUCCCCAUAACAAGUUAUUGUUCUUUCUGUCAUGGUUCAGCAAAAUAAUGCCUCCUUAAUGGAUCCUUAUUGUGAAUAUAAGUCAGAUAUAUCAGCUGCAGUCCUGUGUGCGACUGCAGACAAAGGAUUGUGUAGACGUACAUGCACAGCAGAGAAUUGGCUUCUAAUGUGUCACUCAUGCUAAGUGUAAGACUGAUCAUGUUGUUUUUCAAUCAUUUAUGGAAAGAAAUGUAUUUUAUGUCAGUUCAUUGUAAUAAAUCUCUUUUGAUAUCAUUUCACCA
Molecule: messenger RNA, 2495 nt
Organism: Toxotes jaculatrix (banded archerfish)
Lineage: Eukaryota; Metazoa; Chordata; Actinopteri; Toxotidae
Gene: pmm1
Product: phosphomannomutase 1
Exons: 8
Coding region: 170-1123 (317 amino acids)
Biological process (GO): GDP-mannose biosynthetic process; protein N-linked glycosylation; mannose metabolic process
Cellular component (GO): cytosol
Molecular function (GO): phosphomannomutase activity
Source: RefSeq, a predicted model, not a curated record